UUUGGUGCUGAAACUCGUGCAACGCCACACGUGACAGCCAUGACGCAAGCCAAGAGUUCAGUGCAGACGAUGCUUCUCUUGUUCCUCUUCUUUAUUGCAACAAGCCGCAGUCAAGUCCACACGUGCACGGUCGACGUCUCGACUCCCUCUCCAGACGCUCCUCCACUGCCAAACCUCGCUUCACAGUUCACAACGAGAAUCGAAGCGAACAUUGAAAACAGAGGCUACACAAUAGACACAGUCGAAUAUUACGACGAACCGAACAACCGCGGAAGACUGGAUUUCUCAGGUGGAACGUUCUCAACACCUCAAACCCGCAUCUACACCUUCGCCGACAAUCAAUGGUUCAGCAUCAAUGGCACGCAAUGCACAGCGUAUCACCUCACGCCCAACGUCAGCUUUCGAGGGCUUCCUAUUACUUUCGAUCCUGCCGGCCAAGCCCACAUCCGGGGUGUCGCGGAUCUUUUGAGAUUCGGAAAGCAAUACAAUGAAACGUAUUUGGGGCGAGAGGAAGUGCGUGGCAUACAAGCGGAUCGAUGGAGAUCGUGCAUCGUAACAAGACGUAAUUUCAAUGUGACUCUAGAUUGGUACUUUGCAGCAGCUGAUUGGCAGACCACAGCUGAUGGAACGCCCCUCCGUCUCAUUGUUGAGGGUGUCGCUCCCAACCGUACUGAUCCAAAUAAUCCGACAGCCAAUGUGAGCGGAUUUCACCACUUCAAGCAUUCCUACGAGUUUGUCUUCUUCCAGCCAGGACCAGCUGAUAAUCUACUAUUCCAGCUACCUCGAGGAAUAUAUUGUGAUGGCACUCAGUUAGCCAAAAAUCUCCCUCCAAUACCAAAUCAGUUUUCCACAAAAGUACAAAUUAUUGAUGCUGUUAACAACUCAAUCAUAACUAUCGAUGAGUUUUACGAUAUUAAAAGGCAGCAAUUUUUGUUUCAAAGUCCUCAGAUCACUUCACUGCAAGACUUACAUAUUGGUGUUGGUUUUUACCUGACCAGUUCUUACUGUUACACAUAUCCAAUCACUACUUCACUACUCCAGAUGCCAGCUGGGCGUAAUAUUUUCCAACUUUCUCCUGAUGGACAGCAUCUACAACUGCGACCAGUGAGAGAUUUAUUUGGACUUGCUAAAGAGUUCAAUGUGUCGUAUGUGGGUGUUCGAACUGUCAAUGACAUUUCAUGCGACGUCUUCCAGGAGCAGAGAGUCGAUUAUCCACGUUCUGGCAAUACAACUAUUGUUGAAUUGUCAUAUUCCAGAAAGUCGGUGACUUAUUACAAUCAUUCAAACGUUCCCGUUCAUCAAAUUCCUGUCAAGUAUGAGGUAUAUAGUAAGGAAUUGGUGGGAAGGUUGCUUGAUCCUCCACCACCAGGCGCCUUUCAUCAAAUCUAUAAUAUAUAUGAUUUUGAACCGACUCCUCAUCUUGUGCAUAAUGCAGACAUCGGACAGUGUUUUAAUUUGAGCGUCAACGUCUGGUUCCAGUUGAUCGGAGAGUUGGAUGAUUUUCGUCAGCAAAGUAGAAAUUCAUUGAUUCGUGCUUGCACAGAUUCAGUGGCCGCAGCAGCUAAAGUUGAUGUCACACGUGUUUCAAGAGUUACAGUGAUACCAACAACUGGUGAUCGUUUUGUUGUUCAUGCACUGCUUUUGGGACUUCUGAGAAAUACAAGUAUCACGCCUUAUAUAUCAAUGGGAGCAACACUGGAUGAUGCUUUAGACAAUCUGAAUCAAACUAUUAUGAGUGGUCAACUUAAAGUUUCAGUGAAUAAGUCAUCAUCGUACUCAAGUGUAAGGGGAAGUCUCACUACCACCUUUCAAUCUCCACAACAUUCGUCACCAUCUCAAUGUCCUACCCCUGCUUCUCUAACUAAAGCUGCUACUGCAGUCAUGCCAACAAAAGAUGUAAAUGUCACUUCAUCAUCACCAUCUUCACCUCACAUGAGUGGAAAGGGGUCAUCGUCUGGAUAUUCUGCUGGGUCGAUGGCAGGUCUUGCUAUUGCCAUGCUUAUGGCUGGUGUAGUCAGUGGAUGUGCAGUGAUGUUUUUUGUUAUGAAACGGAAAGCAACUGCAGAAUUCGGCUAUGGUAAACAGGGCAAUGUCAAUUGAACGGGUCUUGUAUUGCAUAGAAUAUUAGCAAUUUUUGUGGAUUUCUGAUGCAGAUUUGUUAGUUGUGUAGCAGUUUAGAUUAUUGUGAUACGGUUAUUCAAAUACCUGUAUUAUGGAUAUGAAGCACAGCUGUUGAUGAUAGAAUAUAUGAAGAAGCUUGA
Messenger RNA from Corticium candelabrum, 2261 nucleotides. RefSeq lists its product as uncharacterized. NCBI's taxonomy places the organism in Eukaryota, Metazoa, Porifera, Homoscleromorpha, Homosclerophorida, Plakinidae. The transcript is spliced from 3 exons. The coding region runs from base 40 to 2100 and encodes 686 amino acids. The record is from RefSeq and is a predicted model, not a curated record.